AUGGCGUAUAUCGAUGCGUUGGUGUUUGCCAGUGGAAGUGCUACGCAGUCAGGUAUAAAUACAGUCGACAUCAACACUAUCAAGCUUUAUCAGCAAAUUGUGAUAUAUAUUGUGCCCUUGGUUACAACCCCGAUAUUUAUCAACACAUUCGUCGUUUUUGUAAGACUGUACUGGUUUGAAAAGCGCUUCGAGAAUAUUGUCGCACUUAGCCGACAACCCUCAAGAGCUAAGACUGGUCGCUCAACAGGCACUCUGUUCUCACCCACAGAAGAUGUUGAUCGUGAGGAACGCGGUGUCCGUGGCCGCGAAAUCAAGGUUCUCCAUAGCGAAUCCCGUGCACCGUCUCCAGACAAGCCAACCCCGGGGGUUGAGGCAGAACGUACUUCUACAGAAACCACCCAAGUUACUCCAGACUUUUCUACGUUUACGCAAGAGGGGUUCUCACCUAUGGAUUUGCGGAGCUCGUUUAUGGAACAACAACAAGGGAGGGAUCGCACGCCUAGUCGAGGGUCCUCCUCAACCGAAGGGUAUGAAUUGAGAUCUAAAAUGGGGAAUAGUGGCAAUGAACUUAUGGAUGGUGAUAGGCCCCAGAGGAACCAAGAAAAUGGAAACAUCCAAUUCGUUAACCUUCCAUCACCGCAGCCCAGAACAAAUGAUCUGGGAAGCAUAAGUGCUCCCCAUAUUGCUUUCGCAGAGAAUCGACGUGCCCCGAGUUCCGGAAAAGCGCUAAGAAUUCCCGGCCCGAGAGAGUUUGAGCAGGGUGAUCGUGCACACGAGGUUGAUGAGGAUGAUGAUGCGAAUACGCUCCACCGUGCUCGCACUACCGGUGAUACGGAUUAUGGACGCUCGGGUGCAUACGACAUUCCUGCGUCCCGGACUAUCUCUUUAGGAAAUGCUGCCACAAACGGAUCCAAUAAUAUGCGUAUGCGUCGCGUCUCCACUACGGUUGACCGAUUCUUGCCCCGUGCUUCGACGGUUGAACGUGUAAUGACUAGUGCUUUUGCUAUGGGCCCCCACCCCCGAAAACGAAAUAUGAGCCCGCUUUCACGGUUCUCUAGAAAAGCAGCCAAGGAACCCCCGGUUAUGCCAUACCUGAGUUAUCAGCCGACAUUGGGAAGGAAUUCAAAUUUCGUGGAUUUGACUGAUGAACAGAGGGACGAAUUGGGGGGUAUCGAGUACAGGAGUUUGAAGUUACUGGCAAGAGUAUUGGUGGGAUACUAUGUGUUCUUCCAUCUCUUUGGGAUCGUUUGCUUUAUCCCCUGGAUUAAUACCGUGACCCGUUACAAGGACUAUGUCAAAUCUGUUGGUGUGAAUCCGACCUGGUGGGCGAUCUACACCUCCCAGACGGCGUUCAGUGAUCUAGGAUUCACACUCACUCCCGACUCCAUGGUGUCGUUCCAGCAGGCAACUUUCAUCCUAAUCGUCAUGGCCUUCCUCAUUGUAAUUGGCAACACCGGGUUUCCCUGUCUUCUCCGUCUUAUUAUAUGGCUUGGCUUCAAGAUCUGCCCGAAAGGCUCUUCAUAUCGCGAGUGCCUCAACUUUCUUCUCGAUCACCCCCGCCGUUGCUUCACGCUCCUCUUCCCCUCGGGCACAACCUGGAUGCUCUUCUGGAUGCUUGUUUUUCUCAAUGUCUCCGAUGUGAUUCUCUUCAUUGUCCUAGACCUUAAAGAUAAAGACGUCACCGAAAUCCCUGUUGGUUCUCGUAUCAUGGGCGCCAUAUUCCAAGCCGCGAGCACAAGAACCGCAGGAACUAGUGUUGUCAACCUCGCAGAACUCCACCCUGCCAUCCAGGUCAGCUAUAUGGUCAUGAUGUACAUCUCCGUCUUUCCCAUCGCCAUCUCUGUCCGUAAAACCAAUGUCUACGAAGAAAGCUCUCUUGGUAUUUAUGCCAACGGCGACGAGGAAGACGAGGCCGCGAAUGGUAAGACCAGCUUCGUCGGCGCACAUUUGCGGAAACAGUUAUCCUUCGAUUUGUGGUACAUCUUCCUUGGGCUCUUCAUCAUCACAAUUGCAGAGGGUAGCCAUAUUGAGAAUAAUAGUGACUACGCAUUCACGACAUUCGCAAUCCUAUUCGAGGUCGUCUCAGCCUACGGUACCGUUGGACUGUCCCUAGGCUACCCCGGAUUUAACACCGCUUUCACUGGCCAAUUUUCUGUCGUUUCCAAGCUCGUCAUCGUCGCCAUGCAGAUACGUGGGCGUCAUCGUGGUCUUCCCUACGAGCUUGACCGCGCCAUCCUUCUACCAAGCGAGAGCCUCCAUAAGAACGAAGCAGCAGAUGCGCAGAAGCGCGCGUUGAGACGGAGAGGUAGUUCGUUCAGUCAGGUUGGACGGCCGAUGACGGGGAACAGAAGCUUUGUGAGCCAGGCUAUAGCCGAUGAUUAG
Molecule: messenger RNA, 2382 nt
Organism: Morchella sextelata
Lineage: Eukaryota; Fungi; Ascomycota; Pezizomycetes; Pezizales; Morchellaceae
Exons: 5
Coding region: 1-2382 (793 amino acids)
Biological process (GO): intracellular potassium ion homeostasis; potassium ion import across plasma membrane
Cellular component (GO): plasma membrane
Molecular function (GO): high-affinity potassium ion transmembrane transporter activity
Source: RefSeq, a predicted model, not a curated record